Molecule: messenger RNA, 1161 nt
Organism: Ramularia collo-cygni
Lineage: Eukaryota; Fungi; Ascomycota; Dothideomycetes; Mycosphaerellales; Mycosphaerellaceae
Product: related to peroxisomal membrane protein pex16 (peroxin-16)
Exons: 2
Coding region: 1-1161 (386 amino acids)
Biological process (GO): peroxisome organization
Cellular component (GO): peroxisomal membrane
Source: RefSeq, a predicted model, not a curated record
AUGGAGAAAAUCAAACAUGCGGCGGCGCAGACGAAAGUCGUCGUCAAGCUGCCGACGAAAUGGGCCCAAAGUUAUUCAAACUUCAUCACACAGAACUCCUCAGCAGUUGGUCAGGUGGAAGGCGCGUUGCGCUCAGUAACAUAUCUCAUUCCUGGAGGGCUUCGCAUGUCCGACAUAUCCACCGAGGCUCUCAAUUCCGGAGUACAGUUGCUUUCGCUAUACCACGACAACCUCCUCUCCCGAGCCCUGGCACAUUCCCUAAAGUCCGCACCACGACAUCAGACUCCGCACAACCGCUACACGAGAUUUUAUUGCCAGAAGAGCCCGCUGUACCGACGAACAGCGACUUCAUUGCAAGUGAUACAAUACACCGAGCUUCUACUGGAAAUGAUGGCAAAACGAAGCGGAGACAGGUCGAGAUGGAGGGUAGUGGUGCUGCUGGAGGCUAUGAAGGCGCUUUGUCGAUUGAUACUCAUGCGUCUAACCAACUCAAGACCUUUGUUGACUCCGCCACUUCCGGAGCGUGAAGUGGUGGUGGAGGAGAAGGAAGCGCCCGAAGACGAGACCUUGACGAGCCCGCCAUCCGAGAGAUCAGAGGCUGGCAGCGAGCAGUGGACGAUGCCCAGGACCUCAUUAACCCUGCCCCCUCUUCCAAAUCCAGACGACAUCUCUUCGUAUCUUUUAUCCAAGGUUCUCACGGCCGAUGACAUUAAGCCACCAAAGGCACUGGUACAUCAAACAUCGGGACUGGGAGAGCUGGCCGAAGUAAUGUUCAUCCUACGACCAGCCAUAUAUGCUGCCGCGAUGGCGUACUGGUGUCAAAGGGAGGGCGGCCGUGGGAAGGCGGACUGGAGACCGUGGUUGCUCGGCCUGAGCAUCGAAUAUGGCGCUCGGCAACUCGCAAAGACGGAUCUCGAGACACGGCGCCCUGGCGGUGCUCGUGGCCUGACGCAACUGGAGCGUGACGAGAUCAAGAAGCGCGGAUGGUCUCUAGCAUGGUGGGGAAUGCGUGGCGCCUUCUACGAAAAUGUCACGCAAGGAAUGAUCCGCGGCGUGGCAUCCAAACUGAAGAACAAGCCGCUGCUGGACAUGGUUGGGAACUUUGUGGAGGAUUACGACUUCUUGUGGGAUCAGUUUUAUUUUUCUACUGUUACUUUGUGA